AUGUCCGAUACCAAAGAUGAUCUGACUGAGAAGGCCCACUUCGACCCUUCAUGGAUCGCAUGGAAUGGAGGUUACCUACACUCGAACAAUGUACUGUUUUAUUUUGCAACUUCUCCCUUCUUCGACCAGGUCUCAGGCAACCAGUCUCUGAUCACCCAAUGGGCAGGCACACCCAAUCAGAAUGAUGUUCUAGGCACUAGAGCCAAAUUCGAAGCCAAUCUCCGCCAUCAACGUGGUAUUCAGUACGUGGUCGAACAUGAUCCGCUGGAAGAAAAGGUCAUGUUUGAUGGGCCCAACGGCCGCGAAAAUUCCAGUGUAUGGGUCAUCCGAAAACAGAACCGAGAGAACGAAGACGACAGCAGCGUCACGGUCUUGGGCUAUUACUACAUUGUCAAUGACGUGAUAUACCAAGCUCCUUCAGUGGCCAGCGUUCUCAAUUACCGCAUGCUGAACACGGUUUUGUCCCUCGAGAAGGUUUUCUCUGCGCCCACAGACUUGUCUUACUUCUCUCCGACUUAUGGGCACACGUACCACAAGUCGAUUCAAUUGUCACUAGCGCAGACGCAAUCCGGUCCAACUCAGCAAAGCAAAGAGAGCACGCCAGUACCAGAGGCACAGGUGCCUGCCGUCGAGAAACCAACCGGACGUAUCACUCAGGUACGAGAGGACGCAGGCAGUGGAGAGAGGGUUUUGUGGGAUGCUCUUCGAAUGACAUUACAGUAUGGCAAGGAGUAUAUGGACGAGGUUUCUCUAGUGGGUGAACCCGGCAAUUUCAGAUUCUCCAAGCAAAAGGAACCUGCAGCUGGUCAGGUCAAGGGCCUGGCAACAUCUUCGGAAUUUGGUACGCCUGGUCAGUCCCGGCCGACUUCUGCUGUUCCUCAUGCUGUGCUGAAAGAGACAAAGACUGGAGACAAGGCAGCCGCUAUGCCUGAUGGUGUGGCCAAACCUAAGAGGCGAAAGAGUAGACCGGGUGACUGA
Capronia epimyces CBS 606.96 is the source of this 978-nucleotide messenger RNA. RefSeq lists its product as uncharacterized. Gene Ontology annotation, molecular function: transcription coactivator activity. The record is from RefSeq and is a predicted model, not a curated record. Gene Ontology annotation, biological process: regulation of transcription by RNA polymerase II. Bases 1 to 978 code for a protein of 325 amino acids. Lineage: Eukaryota; Fungi; Ascomycota; Eurotiomycetes; Chaetothyriales; Herpotrichiellaceae. The transcript has 3 exons. Gene Ontology annotation, cellular component: core mediator complex; mediator complex.